Molecule: messenger RNA, 795 nt
Organism: Anopheles maculipalpis
Lineage: Eukaryota; Metazoa; Arthropoda; Insecta; Diptera; Culicidae
Product: elongation of very long chain fatty acids protein AAEL008004-like
Exons: 6
Coding region: 1-789 (262 amino acids)
Biological process (GO): fatty acid elongation, saturated fatty acid; fatty acid elongation, monounsaturated fatty acid; sphingolipid biosynthetic process
Cellular component (GO): endoplasmic reticulum membrane
Molecular function (GO): fatty acid elongase activity
Source: RefSeq, a predicted model, not a curated record
AUGGACCUGUACCAGUAUUACAUCUACGAGAAUGCCGAUCAACGAACUAAGGACUGGUUUCUGGCGGGGUCACCGUUUCCAAUUAUAGCCAUCAUAAUUUGCUACUUGGCGUUGGUGUACUACAUAGUUCCUAGAUAUAUGAAAAACCGAGAAGCAUACCAGCUGAAGACAUUUAUGGGAUUCUACAACCUGUUCCAGGUGCUGUACUGUGUGUUCCUGAUUGCAAAUCUAGUGAAAGCCGGCUGGAGGCCAUACUUUUUCUAUCGAUGCGUCGAAACCGACUACUCCAACGAACCGAACGCGAUGCGAAUGGUGGAAACCACCUGGUACCUGCUCAUGAUCAAACUGUUCGAACUGCUCGAGACGGUCCUGUUCGUGCUGCGCAAGAAACAGAACCAGGUGUCGGUACUGCACGUGUACCAUCACAUAAGCACGUUUGUGAUAGCGUACAUCUACACUAAAUAUAUUGGAGGAAGCAUGCUUACGUUCUCCAUCGUGGCGAACUGUGUCGUGCACAUCAUCAUGUACUCGUAUUAUUUCAUGUCCGCGUACGAUGUGCCCCUGUUCAAAUUCCUCGUGUCAAAGUACAAAAAAUACAUCACAAAAAUUCAACUGAUCCAGUUCUGUCUGAUGAUGGUAAACAAUCUGCUCGGACUCAAUCCCCACUGUAACGUGUCCAAACCGUUCCUGGCAAUGUACAUACCGAACAUCCUUAUCCUGACCUAUCUGUUCUACGAUUUCUACAAGAAAUCCUACAGCAAAUCCAAAGCCGGCAAGGUGAAACAAUAAGUGAAG